Brassica napus (rape) is the source of this 3796-nucleotide messenger RNA. RefSeq lists its product as uncharacterized. The record is from RefSeq and is a predicted model, not a curated record. The transcript has 6 exons. Bases 1993 to 3684 code for a protein of 563 amino acids. NCBI's taxonomy places the organism in Eukaryota, Viridiplantae, Streptophyta, Magnoliopsida, Brassicales, Brassicaceae.
AAAAUACAUAUAUUAGAACUAUAUGUAAACAAUUCUUUUGAUAAUUGUCACACGAUAAUUAGUAAUGAAUAUUCACUAGUGGCAACCACAUAUGUAUUAACAUCAAUUUUUCACAAUGAAGAAAUCCAAUCUAGGUCAAAUUUUCGACACCUUAAUUAAUAUGAUUACGCAUCAUCUAACGUCACAAAUUUUAUACGUCACCAAAAUUACAAAGAAGAAGAAUGGGAACAUAAGAUAAUUUUUUGUUGCACAAGAAAAAGAUAAAUUUUAUUUAAAUAUUUCAUGACAACCCAAUUCAAAUAGGUGUUUACAUCAAAAACAUGCUGUUUUAACCCAAGACAUUCUUAAAUUAAAAAAAGAAAUUGUUCUGCCGGAUUCAAAAACUUCAAGUAGCGCAUUAGAAAACCAAUAGGUUUAAGUAUAUAUAUAUGUCGCCUUUUGUUAAUCUGGCCUUAACCAGACUAUUAUCUUCAUCACGUUUUGUUCUUUAAUUAUUUAUUUGCCUGUUUUAAAAAUCAGUGAAGACUAUUUUUCGCCUGCUUACCACGUUAUAAACCACAUUCUCGUUGAAUCUUUAUUACUACUUCCCCACGAAUUACAUGUCUUAAUCAUGAGUCAUGACCAUGUUUAUUUAUUACAAGAAGUAAGAACUAAGUACUUUGCCGUCUCUUAAAAUCUUAAAAUCAUUUGAUUCUGAGAUUUGUUUUACACAUAUGUCAUCUAGUCUUUUCUAGUUCGGUCAUCAAAGCUAAUAAUUCAGUUUCUCAAAAAAAAAAUUCUUCUUCUUCUUCUUUUAGAGUAAGUUUAUUUUUAUUAAGAGAGAAAUAAAUCUAAAAUAAAAGUAUAUAUGUUCGUAAAUGUACUACUGUAAAACAGCAAAUAUAGUAAUUUACACAACAGAGAUUACAUGGUCAAAAUUAAACAACAUUUAAUAAUAUUCUCCAAUUUUGUUUGUCAGAAAUUAUUUAAAAUAUCAAUUAUUCGUCGGCUAAUGUUUUUUGUCAACAAUAACAUCAUCGACUAAUGUAUAUUACCUUCUCUCGUCACAUUGUGCUUGCGCAAUAUCUUUCGUCACAUUAGUGUUGCUUACAUAAUAUCUUUGCACACCUAAUUUUUGAAAAGAAAGCCUUUUAAGAAGGGCAAUUGUCCAAAAGAACACCUUUCAAGUUUAUGUCACAAAAAUGACACCAGGAAAUGAAAGUCACAAAAAUGACAUUCAUUAAAAGGCAAAAUGUUACUACUACCCUUGUCUUAUAAGAAUAAAAAAAAAACAAACAAUUCAUUUCUUCACUCGUGACUCUUCGAACCGUGUCGUCUCCGGCUCGGGAAUCUUUAAACCCUCACCGGCACUGUCGUCUCCGGCUCGCGAAUCAUCGUCUCCGGCUCGGGAAUCAUCGUCUCCGGCUCGAGAAUCAUCUUCUCCGGCUCGCUAAUCAUCUUCUCCGGCUCGCUAAUCAUCUUCUCCGGCUAUCUAAUCAUCAGCGUCACACUCUCUACUCUCAAAAUCGGACACAAAUCACUAUGUAACUUUUUAAAAUUAGGGUUUUUGAAUUAAAAUUUGUGAAGCUUGCGUUUUGAUUUUGAUUUGUUUGUUACUCUUUCUUAUUAACCAGCGAAGUAAAUGAAAGACUUUUGAAUUGUGGGAACACAAAGUUGUUGGAGCAUAAUUCAUCUCUUUGAGGUAUGUUGCAGAUUCAACCUUCUGUGUGUUUGUACAAAUUUAUAAAAUAAAAGUUUGUUGUCUCUUGCUGCAUCUAUUGAAUGUUUUUAGAAGAUUUCCAGAAAGCAUUUGUUGCUGCAUCUAUUGAAUGUUGACACAUAUGGUAACACAUUUUGAAACUUUUUUGCUUUGAGUCUUGUUUUGAUUAGGAAUGUUGAUAUUUUUGAUAGGGUCUUGAAUUUGCUUAUGAGUCUUUUGUUGCUUGUGAAACUGUCUAGUGUUUAUAAUAAUUUCAGGAAGCAUUUGUUUUUGAUAGGGUCUUGAAUUUGCUUAUGAGUCUUUUGUUGCUUGUGAAACUGUCUAGUGUUUAUAAUAAUUUCAGGAAGCAUUUGUUGUGUUAUUUCAGGAAAGCCUUCCAGAAAAGUUUGAAAUUUUUUUUUCCAUGUUUACGCAGGAUAGAAACAAGAUGGGAUUCAGUACCUCUAAAACUAGCACUGCCAGAGCUGAAGUAUCCUAUUGGUUCACAGCCAAAGCAAAAGUCAGCAAUCAACCAAUAUUCCGGCUCAGAGUAUAUCUCCAUUGUUGACAGCAUCCUAAAAUCAGAUGAGAUGAUAAGAGUCCGAGGAUCAUUUCUGGGACCUAUAAUGAAGCUCAGUGAGAGAGGAUUGAAGUUAUCAGCAAAGAUGGUCUACGCCAUUCUCACUAGAAGCAUCGUUUCUGUCAAGGAGAAUGAAGCCUGGUUCCAUUUCGGUGCGCAGCCAAUGAGGUUCUCUAUAAGAGAAUUUCAUAUGAUGACAGGCUUGAAAUGUAGUGGUGCAUUAGAAGGACCACGAAGGGAAACCGAUAGAUUUAAUUGGGAAUUGCUAAAGGGGCGUAGUCAUAAGUUAAGUGACGUGGUGGAACAGCUCAGAAACACAAGAGAAGAUGCUUCUGAGGAGAGAGUAUGCCUCGCAAUGCUCAUCCUGGUAGAGAGCAUAUUAUUGCGGAAGAGCAAAGGAGGGAGUUUUCCUUUGGAAUAUGCGAAAAAUGCACAGGAUAUGACAUAUCCAUGGGGGAAAGAGGCUUACAUUGUGCUCCUGAAGUCAAUUCAAAACGCUGUCGCGAAUCAUUUGGAGAAUAAAUCCAAAUUUGAGUUGCAAGGUUAUCCUCUAGUAUUCCUUCUUUGGAUACUAGAGUCGAUUCCUUUGCUAAGGAAUAAGUUCAGUAAGUGUGUACCAACAGUUGAGGUUCCUGGGCCGACUUACUUGUGUGAAAAAUACACUGAGGUAGAGAAUCCAUCACUUGAUAGGGUUUUACAGGUUGAAGCUGAUACAAAGCUGAAGGUCCAUUGCAUACUACCUUCUAUUCCUCAUGAUCCAGAAGAUGAUAUCUCCAUUGAAGACAAAUAUAGUGACGAGCUGGAAACACUGAAAGAUGUAACAAAGAAAGGGUACAAGCUUACAGCCGAUGACUGGGAAAAUAGGUGUGUAGACACAUUUGAAACAUUGGAUGCUCUUAUUCAAAUGAUGGCAAAUAAGGAGACUGGCCAAGCUUCUACUCCGAUUGAUGAGGAUUCAGUAAAUGAAAAAGUGAACAGGAUCAUUGAGGUAAUGGAGGAGAAUCUGAAGAGCAUGAAGGAUCGAAUGUCAUUACUGGAAGAAGAAAACAUGCAUCUUAGAGCCCGUGUGUCAGAGUUGGAAGGAAACAACAAUGUUUUUCCCACUAACGUGACACAACAGCGAUCCAGUGGGACACCUUUAUCUCCAAUGUCUCACACGCAACCAUCGAGUGAGACGCCUUUAUCUCCAAUGUCUCAACAGCCUAAUUUGACACAUGAGGAGACAAUGAUUGAAUCAGCUGCAUCUCCAAAGUCUCAACAAAAUGAGGAUUACACGCAACCAUCGAGUGAGACGCCUUUAUCUCCAAUGUCUCAACAGCCUAAUUUGACACAUGAGGAGACAAUGAAUGAAUCAGAUGAUGACACUCCUGCCCUUGAUACUCAAGUAUUCUCUCCUAAUCUGACAAAAGAGGUAUAUGCUCAAUGAUAUUGUUUUCACAGUUGGAGUUUACAAAUUAGUUUUGGGUGAUUUUUUUUACAUAUAAAGGCUUUUCUGAUUUUUGACAGAAAGAAACAAGUGAGUCACCUGCUGAGAGGCC